UCGGCUUCACUUUCCCCCACGAUUGCGCCGCCCGCCGUCUGAUAAUUUUAUUGCCUGCAGCUCUUUUGCGCCGCUCCCGUGUGUUUUUUUUUUUCUUGCAACGGCGCGCUUGCGCAUUGGCUAUCGCAAACGCCAGCAAUACUGAACAGAGAGCAAGCAAACCCCCGCUGCUCGGUUGAGGAGCAUGAAAUCCGACGACCCAGUGCAGCCUUUGCGCCUCUCCAAGAGCAACACCAUGCCUUCGCCAGCAAAGGCCGGCAGCGCGAUCCCGCGCCCGCUCUCUGAGAUCUCCCCAACGGAGAAGCGACGGAAUUCGCCAAGCUGGAACCAAACCACUAAGAAACUGGCACUCACGGACUCGUCUCCAUUCCAGUCGUCGCCCUUGGAAAGCAGCACCACUUCCCCGCGCCUUUUCUGGCAGAAUCGCAGCUUUAACUCGGAAAACAGCCUGGGAUCACCGUCUCCCUCUCGGCGCUCCUCCAUCGAGCGCUUGCAGAAGGCCUCGCGCGUCAAGAAUAGCAAUAUCCUGGCCCUCGAGCAGAAGCAGGAAUACGACCCGACCCGGGUGCCCCACAUCGAGCGCCCUCUGGCCAAAGUCCAGGGCAACGCUUUUGGUGGCAGUGGCGUCGCCGGCCUUCGCUCCGAGAAGCAGCCGUUCGGCCACCAGAGAAGCGAGAGUAAUACGAGCAUCCUUCCCCCGAGCCCCACCAAGACUGUUGUCCCCUCUUCACUGAGCUCCCCAGUGCGGCCGACAACGCCGAGCAAGGAUCAGCCGUCGCCGAUGAAGUCCUCGCUGUCGAGCCGCUUCAAGAGCAGCUUCGACCCGGAGACCGGGACCUGGUCCGAGACGUCGGGCGACGAGCGCAACCUCCCAGAGGGCAAGUCGCUCCACCGACAUCAGAAGAGUGUCACGUUCGACGCAGCUCCUCCUCAGGUCAACGAGUACGAGAUGGCCACCCCCGACCUCUCGUCCAUUGGGAGCAACUCGAGGGAAGGCAGCUACGACUCCGAGGAAGAAGACGACGAAGACGAUGAGCACUACAUGACGUAUGGCAGCGUCGACCCGGAUGAUAGCUUUGACGCUUCGCUCGAGGAUACCGACAAGACCCCGGUCGUGGGCCCGGAUGACUGGCGGCAGGGGAGCCAUGACGACCCCUUCGAGAGGAGCCCCAUGCCCGACGAACUGCCGCCCGUCCAGAAGCCGCUGCACCGUCGCACCGACUCGUCCAACUCGAACGGCGAGAGUCGGCCAUUGCCCCCGCUCCCGGGUAUGGGCCAGGCGAGAAGCUUGCCGUCGCCGCCGCCGGCAUCUAGCCCCAGCGCCGAGGCUAAUAGCAUUGGCAACGGCCGGAUGCCUCUCGAAGAGCGCCUAAGGCUCAUGAUGCUGUCCGACGACGGGAAGUCCGCCGCUGAGCAGCAACGCGAACGCCGCAUGAGGCGUGCUCACGCGCGCGAGCGGUCCCAGAGUCAGACGCCCGAGCGCGAGAGCCGGAGUCCCAGCGCCCAGCCUCACUCGGACUACGAAGAGGAAGAAGGAGAUACCGUCGGAGAGCUGUCGGGCCUUGAGGAGUACCAGCUCCCUCCGCGCAUCUCGCGCGAGUCGAUCCUACGUCGUGUCAACGGCAACAAGCUGUUUGACCGUGAGUCGGACUACCGCUUCUCGUCGCCUGCCGCUCCCUCGUCUUCUGAGCAGCCCUUUGCAUAUGAUCCCGAUGUGCCGAUUCCUAGCACCGAAGACUCGAUGAUGAUGUACGAGGACUCCGAUGAGGGGAGCGUCAUCAUCAAGCGGGACAGCGAGGAUCAUGAGGCCAAGGAGUACGAUGUUGAUUCGAUCGCCGACAUGUACCAGCGCUCAGAGACAGUGGACGGCGAUGAGGAAGCCGACGAAAAGAGGCAGUCUGACGAUGACAGUGCGAGCCAGUAUUCUAACGAUGAUACUGACGAUGAUGAGGAUCAUGAUGAUGGGCCUCAGAGCAACAAGGAGGAAGACGGCGCGGAUGACCACGCUCCUACUCCGCGGGUAGCUUCUGCGGCCGAUGAGGCGGCUGUGGCCACCCAAGAAACCGAGGCGCCCACGUCGCCGGAGCUGCCGGACAGACCUGAGGAGAGCGACUUCUCCAAGAGCUUCGAGUCCUGCAUUCUCGCCCCCAAGCCUGAGGAACCAGAAGCUGUCCCAGAGCCAGAGAAGGCGAGCACGGCGGACGCUCAGGCUGACCUGCAGCGGCCCUUCACACCGCAGGAACAGCUUACAAGGUCGCUCACCAAACCUGAGUAUGAUGGAUCCGGGUGGGGCGAGCCUGAAGACGAGUUCAACGAGCCGGGCACUCCCGAGUCCGUCAUCCACCAUCCCAUUCCCGACAGCGAGGACGAGGCGGCGCGGCAGUCUCCCGCCAUCCCGGAGCAGCUGGCCACCAUCAAAUCAGCAUCCGGCUCCAAGCUGAAGACGCGGCCGUCGGCAACCCCAUCCGAUCUUGCUGCCAUGCGGGAGGCUCGCCGUCAGGUCAGCCGCGAGGUGCCCGACAUCCCGCCCAUCCCCGAACGGCACCGCAGCCGCAUCGCGCGCGACAAGGACGCCGAACUCGGCCAGACGAGCAGCGACUUCCUCGAACGUCAUCCUAGCUUUAAGAAACGCAGUCUGACACUGGAUCUGGACCUCGGCCUCAGCCUGGACCAAGACUUUGACCGGGUUAUUGAAGCACAAAAGCGCGGCUAUCUGAUGCGACAGAAUACGAAGGUUGUUACGGCCAGCGACAAGGACCUUGUCGAUGAUGCCCGUGCUUGCCGAUCGGCAGGCAAUUCUCCCGUGAAGCAGACGCGUCCGCAGUCCUGGACCGUCGAGCCCUGGAGCGGCGUGAGGAAACGGAGUCUCCGGGCGAGAGUCCCGGUGGCAGGGCCGGCUCCGCCCUUGCCCGGGCAAGAGAGCAAUGCCGUGGCGCCAAGUCAGCUUAAGGAAGAGGACGUGGGCGUGGAGAUGGCGACCGAGGACAGCGGCGAGAGAGGUAGGCUCUUCGUUAAAGUGAUGGGAGUCAAGGACCUCGAUCUGCCGAUCCCGAAGAACGAACGGACAUGGUUCAGCCUGACACUGGACAACGGAGUGCACUGCGUGACAACCGCUUGGCUGGAGCUUGCACGCAACGCGCCCAUCGGGCAGGAAUUCGAGUUGGUUGUGCCCAACGACCUCGAGUUCCAACUUACCCUCAACGUCAAACUGGAGAAGCCGGCGCCUACGCCCGUCAGCAGCAAGAAGGCGCUGCCCUCCCCGACCAAAGCCAGCAAGCCCAAGACGUCCACCUUCAGCCGCGUCUUCGCCUCGCCCAAGAAGCGCAGGGAAAUGGAGCUCCGUCAAAAGCAGCAAGAGGAAGAGGAGCGGGCGCUGGCCGCUCAGCGCGAGGCGCAGGCGCGCCAACUCAUGAAGGCCGCUCAACAGCCCACCGCCUGGGAUCUGCUCAGCCCGCUGGCCGCCGAGGACGGCAGCUUCGCGCGCGCCUACGUCUGUCUCAAGGAGCACGAGCCGCGCUGCUUUGGCCGGCCGUACCAGGUCGAGGUAGCCGCGUUCAACGAGUGGGCGACGGAGGAUGCCGGCUUCGCGUCCAGCGUCAAGAGCAAGCGCGGCACUGCGGGCGGCGCCGGCGGCGUGAUCCGUCGCGCGCCGUACAAGAUCGGCAAGCUGGAGCUGCAGCUGCUGUUUGUGCCGCGGCCGAAGGGGGCUACCGACGAGGACAUGCCCAAGAGCAUGAACUCGUGCAUCAGGGAGAUGAAGGCCGCCGAGGAGAGGCUCGCCCGCAGCUGGGAGGGCCAUCUCAGCCAGCAGGGCGGUGAUUGCCCUUACUGGCGGCGUCGCUAUUUCAAGCUCGUCGGCACCAAGCUGACGGCCUACCACGAGGCCACGCGGCAGCCACGCGCCACCAUCAACCUGGCCAACGCCAAGCGCCUCAUCGACGACCGGCGCACGCUCGUUGAGAAGGAGACAACGGGCAAGAACGGCAGGCGCCGUCGCUCAGCCUUCGCCGAGGAGGAAGAGGGCUACAUGUUUGUCGAGGAGGGCUUCCGCAUCCGCUUCAACAACGGCGAGCUGAUCGACUUCUAUGCCGACUCGACCGCCGACAAGGAAGGCUGGAUGAAGGUCCUGGGCGAGGUCAUCGGGCGCGAUAGCCUCAGCUCGGUCGACGGUGGGGACGACUUCACCACGACCGGAUCGAGCAGGAUGAAGGGCAAGUGGUGUGAGUUGGUGCUGAAGCGGGAAGAGGCCCUGAAGAAGAGGGCCGAGGGACGGAGGGUGCACUCCCGGACGAAGAGCAUGUAUGUCUGAUGGGGUGGCGCCUGCUGUUGGGGAUGCUUUCCUAUUGCCAC
Chaetomium strumarium is the source of this 4350-nucleotide messenger RNA. Its product is annotated as cell division protein anillin-domain-containing protein. NCBI's taxonomy places the organism in Eukaryota, Fungi, Ascomycota, Sordariomycetes, Sordariales, Chaetomiaceae. The transcript has 5 exons. The record is from RefSeq and is a predicted model, not a curated record. The coding region runs from base 185 to 4309 and encodes 1374 amino acids. Gene Ontology annotation, molecular function: GTP binding.